AUGUUACUGCGUUCCGCAUUACAACGCGUGAAUUUCCAGCGGACCUUUACGCGAACGACCGUACGUGCCUUCGGCAACGGCCCGCGUGAAGUGCCGGCACUGACCAGCGACCGUUACCCAGUCCAGCGAGGAUCCUUCGCUGAACUAACCGAUGAUGAUGUGGCCGUAUUUCGUGGCAUUCUUGGUGGACCCGACACGAGCCGUGUACUGACAGCGGCGGAUGAAGUUCAGAACUACAACAUCGACUAUUUGCGCAGCGUGCGAGGGUUCGGCCGUGUGGUGCUAAAACCCAAAACUACCGCCGAAGUGGCCGACGUCAUGCGGUACUGCAACGAGCGCCGUUUGGCCGUGUGUCCGCAGGGUGGGAAUACGGGUCUGGUCGGUGGUUCGGUGCCCGUGUUUGAUGAGGUCGUCCUAUCGCUGCAGCUGAUGGAUACGAUCGAGCGUAUCGAUGAGUACGCGGGUAUUGUGGUGUGUCAGGCGGGCUGUGUGCUUGCCAACCUGGAGGAGCAGGUCGGUGCCCGUGGAUUGGUUAUGCCGCUCGAUCUCGGUGCUAAGGGAUCGUGCCACAUCGGGGGCAAUGUGUCCACGAAUGCGGGCGGUUUGCGGUUGGUGCGAUAUGGCAAUCUGCAUGGUUCGGUACUAGGCGUUGAAGCGGUAACGGCCGAAGGACGUGUGCUAGAUCUGAUGUCUAACUUCAAGAAGGACAAUACCGGGUACCAUCUGAAGCAUCUCUUCAUCGGGUCUGAGGGUACGCUCGGCAUCAUUACGCGGCUGUCCAUGUUCUGCCCCACCGCUUCCCGUUCCGUCAAUGUUGCAUUCCUGGGACUGAACAGCUACGACGACGUUAAGCGCACGUUCCUGGCUGCGAAACGUGGGCUCGGGGAGGUGCUGUCCUCGUGCGAAAUGAUCGAUGCUCCAUCGCUGGAUAGUUGCACACGAUUCCAUGGAUUGCAGUCACCGAUUGAGAAGUAUCCCUUCUACAUGCUAAUCGAAACGUCCGGAAGUGAUGCGGGACAUGAUGAGGAGAAGCUCACGCGCUUCCUGGAACAAACGAUGGAGCAGGGCUUGGUACAGGAUGGCACAGUUACGAACGAUUCCACCAAAAUGAAGAACAUCUGGAUGCUACGGGAACAGAUUGCGGACAGCCUGUUGAGCGAUGGGUAUUGCUUCAAGUACGACAUUUCGCUACCGUUGGAUCAGUUUUACGAUAUUGUACUGGCGGUGCGUGAGCGUGUCGGUGAUCUGGCGAUCAAUGUUACCGGUUACGGCCACAUAGGAGAUUCGAAUCUACAUCUCAACGUGUCCUGUGCCCGUUUUACGCCGGAAAUUUACGGCCUGCUAGAACCGUUCGUGUACGAGUACACGUCGAGGCUGCGGGGAAGUGUCAGUGCCGAGCAUGGGAUCGGGUUUCUCAAGCGUAAGUACCUGCACUACUCGAAACAGUCGGAACCGUUGCGACUGAUGCGCCAGAUGAAGCAACUGCUAGACCCGAACGGUAUCCUGAACCCGUACAAAGUGCUGCCACCGGAAUCACCAGACCAGUCGCGGUAG
Messenger RNA from Anopheles marshallii, 1554 nucleotides. RefSeq names its product D-2-hydroxyglutarate dehydrogenase, mitochondrial (gene D2hgdh). Gene Ontology annotation, cellular component: mitochondrion. The transcript is spliced from 4 exons. The record is from RefSeq and is a predicted model, not a curated record. Gene Ontology annotation, molecular function: catalytic activity; FAD binding. NCBI's taxonomy places the organism in Eukaryota, Metazoa, Arthropoda, Insecta, Diptera, Culicidae. Bases 1 to 1554 code for a protein of 517 amino acids.